AUGAUUCUUCAGAAGAGAGGGUUACAGAAAAGAAAUGCAUCCAUUGGAGUAGUAGCCACUCUGUUUGGAGACAAGGAAGAUGUGAUGAAGCUGGAGGGAAAUAAUCUGAUGGAUUGUGGUGGAUCAGAAGUACCUGAUGAUGGUUUGUUGGAGAGGCACAGCUACAGCUUUGAUACCUCUCAGUCAAGGGCUCUUGCACUGGCCUUGAACAAGGAGAGGCCUGUCCUAGUUAUCCAAGGGCCUCCUGGAACAGGCAAGACUCGUUUACUUAGCUAUCUUAUCACAUGUGUUGUGCGCCGGGGUAAACGUGUUCUCGUGACAGCUCCAAGCAACGCAGCGAUUGAUAACAUAGUGGAGAGUUUAUCAAGAAGUGGACUGAACAUUGUACGAGUUGGAAAUCCUUCUAGGAUAUCUCCAUCUGUCACUUCAAUGUCCUUGGGAGAGAUUGUUACCAAGAGGCUUGAAAAAUUCACCCAAUAG
This is a messenger RNA of Miscanthus lutarioriparius, 480 nucleotides long. Lineage: Eukaryota; Viridiplantae; Streptophyta; Magnoliopsida; Poales; Poaceae. The record is from the annotation of a GenBank genome assembly.